Molecule: messenger RNA, 2688 nt
Organism: Daktulosphaira vitifoliae (grape phylloxera)
Lineage: Eukaryota; Metazoa; Arthropoda; Insecta; Hemiptera; Phylloxeridae
Product: pair-rule protein odd-paired-like
Exons: 4
Coding region: 490-1809 (439 amino acids)
Biological process (GO): regulation of transcription by RNA polymerase II; central nervous system development
Cellular component (GO): nucleus
Molecular function (GO): DNA-binding transcription factor activity, RNA polymerase II-specific; RNA polymerase II cis-regulatory region sequence-specific DNA binding
Source: RefSeq, a predicted model, not a curated record
GUGUACCCGCUGCGUCAGUCACGCCGUGGAGCCACUCGGCGUUCAACGACCCGCUGCGAGCAUCCCGAACGAUCGUCGACUUCUUGUACGCGUAUGCGAUAUUUUGUUUUUUAAUAAUCAUACUAAUAUUAUUAUUAUUUUGUACGGUCCGCACGUGUUGUACUCCGCAAUACUCGUAAUAAUAAUAUUACUAUUUAAAAAAUUGCCACUUGAACGAUUGCGCAAUUUAUUUUUGUUAAACUGAAUUAUUCGACCCGAGUGCGCGCGCGAAGACUCCGUUGGUCGUCGACGGGCAUGCUUAGUGCCGAACGGUGAGAGUUAAAAAUUCCACUCGGAUUGAUUACGGUGAACAAUCGACCGCCCCAUCCGAACGGACCAACUGAAAUUUCGCGUUUUUCGUUUAAACGUGUUCCGGUACUCGUUGACCAACACGACUAUUAUCGACGAUCAAUAGGUGUGACGAGCGUAAAUGACGACGAUCGCCGCGUUAUGUUAAAUCCGUUUAUGGACAAUUCGCCUUUGGCCAGCAGCAUGGGCGUUAAAGUCGAAGACGAUUACAUGAGCGGUCACCCGCAAGAUCAGUACCAUCACAUGCACUACGGACAGCCACCGCCACCGCAUUCCGGGUACCCGGGCGCCAGGGAUUUCUUGAUUCGUCGGGACGCCGCCGACUACCAUGCAGCCCAUCAUCAGCAGAGCGGCGGCAGCGCCGCGGACUUGGGCCUCUAUCCGGUGCAUCACGACUUGCAAUUGCACCAUCACCAUCACCACCAUCAGGUGUACCCUGCGCCCGUGCCCGUACCGCCGCCGGCCGUGGUACCCCGACACAACGACUACGGUCCGCAAGAUCCGUACGGCCAACAAGCUGGCGGCGCGUUCUACCGGUACAUGCGGCACGGCGGCGGCGGCGGCGGCAUCGUCGGAGGCCCAACUUCAGCUCUCAAAGACAUGUCGUGCUUGUGGAUCGACAAACCCGGUCCACCCAUGCGGACGUGCGGCAAGAUGUUCGGGUCCAUGCAAGACAUAGUUUCGCACAUCACGGUGGAGCACGUAGGCGGACCCGAGUGCACCACUCACGCGUGCUUCUGGCACGGCUGCGAGCGCAAGGGCCGCCCGUUCAAGGCCAAGUACAAGUUGGUCAAUCACAUAAGAGUGCACACGGGCGAAAAACCGUUUCCGUGUCCGUUCCAGGGCUGCGGCAAAGUGUUCGCUCGGUCCGAGAACCUCAAGAUACACAAACGCACCCACACAGGCGAGAAGCCGUUCAAGUGCGAGUACGAAGGAUGCGACAGGAGGUUCGCCAACAGUUCCGACAGGAAGAAGCACUCGCACGUGCAUACUUCGGACAAACCUUACAACUGUAGAAUAUCUGGCUGUGAUAAGUCUUACACUCAUCCCAGUUCCCUCAGGAAACACAUGAAGGUACACGGUAAUGGGAAACUCGACAGCGACGGCAACUACGAUUCGGAAGACUCGAACUGUUCGUCCGGCGCUUCCAUCAGAGUGACCGACAGCUGCACCACGACCACGACGCCCAGUAUCGUGUCGCCUGGCGAUCACCACGGCGGCGGCGCCCAGACGCCGUCCAUCCUACACUCGACCGGUACCUCGGCUCUGCCGUUGCCCACACCGCCUACCGCGUCCGACUGGUACAUGAACACGGGUGCGGGCAUACCGUCAUCAAUACAGCCAUCGGCCGUCGACCACGGUCACCAUUACUUGACGGACCUCAACCAUCAUCACCACCAUCAUCCGCACCACCACGCGUCUCUGAUGGCGCAUCACCAUCACGGCACUGCGGCAUAUUGAAACAAAUCCCCCGCUUCAUAUCUGAACAACAACAAUAAUAACAACAGCAUCGGAGGCCUAACGACUUCCGCCGAAUGGAGAUAGCACUACGCUGAUUCCGGUCCGGAUACGUCGACUGCACGACCUUUGAUUAUGUGCCGUACAACUGCUGUUAAUUACGUCGUCCACCGUAGACGUACCGUAACAACAGUUGCAACACAUUCGUGCACUGGACGUAUGCGCGCGUUGUUAUUAAUGUAUCCGUUGUAUUUUAAACGAAGCACAUCAUUAUGGGACGCCAUUUUGCUAUGUAGGCUGUCCUAAAAUUUUAUGGACAAACGUUUAACUACCGUGAAGUGGGGGCAACUUGUGAUUUUAAUAUUAGUUUUUAGUGUGAUAACUGACGGCUUUUUCAUUCACGGGUCGGUGUAUAGUUUUUAUUUGCAUUACGACGACUAGUUUUCAAUCAUCUAGUAUAUUAUAUAAAAUACACAUUUCUUUUUUUUUUUUAUUCAUGUAUAUUAUAAAAAUCAUAAUAUUCUGUGCCUUUCGAGUCAACUGUCUAUUUUACGUGGCGUUAAUUACGUUUAAAUCAAUAUUAAACGCGCAUAUUAAUGUUUAUGUUUUUCAACGAAUAAAUCAGUAUAAAUACUAAAUUAUUUCCUUCCGCAAUUUUAUGUUUUUUAAUUUGUAUUGUCUUAAAUAAUUAAAUAGUUAAUUAAUACUCUGAACAAAUUUCGCGCUAAAUAUUUGCAGUUAAAUGUAUUAAAAUAAAUUAUAUGUUAUGACGACAAUGCUGUACAAAGUUAUUUAUAAAUAAAUAUUAAUGCAUAUUUAUUAUAUAUAAAUAUAUAUAUAUAUAUAUAUGAACAAAUUAUAAGUGAUAUAAAAAAAAAUUAA